UACUGUUCACCCGUGCCAUUUUUUGUUUUUGUUACCAUUGCAGUUGCUUUUGGGCCUUCCUGUUUCGUGGGCUGCAUUUGGAAACAUUGUUAUUGUCUUUUCAAGUAGGGUUAGUAGCCACAGACAACACUCAGAAACCACCUUUGCAUUUUACCGUGAAUCCCCUCCCCAUUCCUCCCCCCUACUUCAUCGAGUAUCCCCUCUACCUAUUGCUCCAGCGCACUCUGGCACCUAUGUAGGAGGUUCGACAUCCCACCGGCCAGCUGUUGCCGUGCUGGUGCAUCGAAGGUCGAUCCCUAAGGAGAUGACUGGAGGAGUAUCAGCUUUUCCUAAGGGUGAGAGUAUUUUUACAUGGAAUGGCACAAUUGAAGGCGGAAAAGGGACUCUGUAUGAGGGCUUAUCUUAUGAACUCUCCUUGCGUUUUCCCCUGGACUAUCCUUUUAAGCCACCCCAAGUGAAGUUUGAAAAAAUGUGCUUUCAUCCAAAUAUCGAUCAGUUUGGCAACAUUUGUCUGGACAUCCUUCAGUGGUCUUCAACAUAUGAUUGCAGAACCAUUCUUCUAUCUAUUCAGAGUUUAUUGGAAGAGCCUAACCUGGUGAGUCCUCUAAACAGCUAUGCUGCAGCACUUUGGAAUGAUAAGGAAGGAUGGAAAAUUGCCAACUAUUUCUUAACACUACUUCUAAGAUUUAGUUCAUUUUAUCUCAACUUCAAUAUGUCUAAUGCUUUAGUAGAUUAGAGGUCUAUUGAACCACUUUAUUCUUAGUUUAUUAAUUCAAUUA
This is a messenger RNA of Lotus japonicus, 779 nucleotides long. RefSeq names its product ubiquitin-conjugating enzyme E2 20-like. The record is from RefSeq and is a predicted model, not a curated record. The transcript is spliced from 4 exons. Bases 305 to 736 code for a protein of 143 amino acids. Lineage: Eukaryota; Viridiplantae; Streptophyta; Magnoliopsida; Fabales; Fabaceae.